AUGCGUAAUGUGAUUAUAGAGUCUCAUGCUAGGUCCAUCAAGGAAAAGUAUGAAUUCCAAAGGGGAGUAGUGGUUUCCUCCCCUUCCAAGGACGAACGUUGCCACAACUAUUGCCCUAGGAAUGUCUUUUUCUUAGGUCCUGCCGAGAUGACCCCAAGCAAAAUUUCUAUGAAAAGUGUGAUGGAGGCAACGAAGGGAAGUGAAAAAGAAAGGUUGGUAAAUCCUUCCAAGAGGUUUAGAUACUUAGUGAAGGGCCUAAAGAUGUUCGAGGCUAAAAUUUCAACUCCUGCUACUACGGUGUCUAAUCCCCCUCCUACUGAAAACAUGUCAUCCGACAGGGAUGUCCAUCCCAAAAGAUCUGUUACCACCAAGGAGAAUCUUUCUUUAAAAUGA
Messenger RNA from Ilex paraguariensis (yerba mate), 393 nucleotides. The record is from the annotation of a GenBank genome assembly. Lineage: Eukaryota; Viridiplantae; Streptophyta; Magnoliopsida; Aquifoliales; Aquifoliaceae.